UAGUGAUGCCAUUAAGGCUUAGAAAGAUAGAUAGAAAGAAGUUCAGAGAAGCCGAAAUCGAAAAGCUCGACUCGAUUUGAAUCGAAUGGGAUUUGCGUUUUCUUCUUCUUCUUCUAAGGCCAAAAGCUCUAAAGAGUUUUGGGGUAUGGGGCUUCUUCUGGUUUUCUUCCCCGAAGAUAAUUCUGCCAUUGUUGACAAAAACAAGCUUUUCUCUUCUUCUCCUUCUUCUUCACCAAACUCUUCUAUUUCCGCUACUUCUGCUCCAGUAAUCAGAAGAAGCAAUUCAAAUCGUCUUCUCACCAAAGCUCAGUCCACCAUUUCAAUCUGUGCUCUCCUCGUCUUCAUUACUCUCCUCCUCUUCACACUCUCAACUUUCGAACCCAACAACCGAACUCACCAGCCCAGAAGAUUCCUCACCCAAAACCCAGAAAAUCUCUCCAAGCACAAACCCAGAACCGGCGCUGCUUCGAGCCGUGAUUCUCUCUUCUCCUCGUCCCCAUGGUUCGGCAAAAUGUGGAAGCAGAAACCCAAAUUGGGCUCGAAGAAUACUCGUUUCCCGGCUGCGCUUCAAGGAUUGGGGACUCUAUAUCGCCGCGGGACCAGAGCCAUGGCAGAUCUCGCCGUCGGCCACGUCCCCGACGAUUUAAAAGAUGGCGAGCUUCGCUUGUUUCUCAGAGCCCUCCACAGGUCCGGACUCACCGCUCGAGCCGACGUCGUUUUUUUGUUCGGGUCAAACUCGUCGAAGUUCGACUCCGUGAUUCGGGAGGAGAACGAGUCGUUUUUUAAGCUGGUUCACGGCUACAAGCAUUUGAACAAGACGAGCCGGAGACCCACUUCGAGCUUCGACGUGACUCAGUUCAAGGCCGGAAAGAAGGAAACUGGGGAACCGCUAUGGGGCAAGAAAAGCCGGAGUGGUAACAGCAGCAAUAAUAGUAACAACAACAGUGAUUCGGGCGAGUCGACUCAGUUGAGUUAUGGGUCGGUGCUGGGUUUCGAGGCUUCGGAACUCGACCCGGAGAACUCGCUCGCCGGUUUUUUAGACCACGUUCCGCUGAGCAUGAGAAGAUGGGCAUGUUAUCCGAUGUUAUUGGGCCGAGUUCGGCGCCAUUUUAAGCACAUAAUGUUAGUGGAUGUGAACAGUUUGGUUGUACUCAGUGACACACUCGGCCUGGUCAGGAAUCGGAGCCCCGAGUCCGUUUUUCUAUUCACCAAACCGGACAGUUCCAAGCACGGGAAGAAAAACUCGGACAAAACCCAGUCUCAUUCUUCCGUCACUUCCGCCGUCGUAGCCGGCGGAGCUCGGGGCAUUCGGCGGUUGUCGAAUGCCAUGCUGAUGGAGAUAGUCAGGGCCGCGACGACGACCCAACAACACAAGAAGAAGAACUCACUGACUGAGUCGGCAAUUCUCAACCAACUCGUUGGGAACGAGUUUUUACUCAACAACGUGAAGGUGAUCAAAUCGGUUGACUCGGUCCCGGACCCGAGUUCUUUCGCUCAACUCGGUCAUAACUCGGGUGGAACUCACUCUGUGGUGCAUCGUGGUAAUACUAAUAAUGAUCGUGAACUUAUCAAUUCUAUUAUUACGAAACAAAUAUGUUCAUCUCAAUUAGAUUCUUCUGUUUAUAGUGAUUGCUAGCCAAAAAAUUUAGAAUAAGGUGAAGUAAAAAAACAAAUAGAAAUUUUUAAUAAUAAUGUUAUAAUUUUUUAUUUAUUUUAUUUUAUUUGUUUUUUAAAAUUUAUUUUAGUCUAAAGGAUAUUUCAUCCCAAGUUUUGUUCUUGAAUGUAUAUAAUAUUUCAGGAAUGUAAA
This is a messenger RNA of Humulus lupulus (European hop), 1807 nucleotides long. RefSeq lists its product as uncharacterized. NCBI's taxonomy places the organism in Eukaryota, Viridiplantae, Streptophyta, Magnoliopsida, Rosales, Cannabaceae. Bases 86 to 1636 code for a protein of 516 amino acids. The transcript has a single exon. The record is from RefSeq and is a predicted model, not a curated record.